UUUUCUUCGUUGUAAAGUGAAAAAACAGAACAAAACUGCAAAAUGGCUUUGAGCGAUGCUGAUGUUCAAAAACAGAUCAAACACAUGAUGGCUUUCAUCGAACAAGAAGCCAAUGAAAAGGCCGAAGAAAUCGAUGCCAAAGCCGAAGAAGAAUUCAACAUUGAAAAGGGACGUUUGGUGCAACAACAACGUCUCAAGAUCAUGGAAUACUAUGAAAAGAAGGAAAAACAAGUUGAAUUGCAAAAGAAAAUUCAAUCUUCCAACAUGCUUAAUCAAGCUCGUUUGAAGGUCCUCAAAGUACGUGAAGAUCAUGUUGCCAGCGUCUUGGAGGAUGCCCGUCGUCGUUUGGGUGAAGUUACCAAAAAUCCAGCUCAAUACAAAGUUGUCUUGGAAAAGUUGAUUUUGCAAGCUUUGUUCCAGACUAUGGAACCCACAGUCAUUUUGCGUUGCCGUCAAGUUGAUGUUGGUCUUGUCAAUGAAGUUCUGCCAGCCGCCAUUGAAGAAUACAAAAAGGAAAUGAAAAAUGAGGGUGUCAGUGUUGAUGUUGAUACCGAUAACUAUUUGCCUGCCGAUACAUGUGGUGGUAUUGAAUUGAUCGCCUUGAAUGGUCGUAUCAAGGUACCCAACACAUUGGAAUCCCGCUUGGAAUUGAUUUCACAACAAUUGGUACCCGAAAUCCGUAACGCCCUGUUCGGACGUAACGUUAACCGUAAAUUUGCCGAUUAAGUAUCUUUCAAUAAUUAUUGUGUU
Musca vetustissima is the source of this 750-nucleotide messenger RNA. RefSeq names its product V-type proton ATPase subunit E-like. Gene Ontology annotation, molecular function: proton-transporting ATPase activity, rotational mechanism. NCBI's taxonomy places the organism in Eukaryota, Metazoa, Arthropoda, Insecta, Diptera, Muscidae. Gene Ontology annotation, biological process: proton transmembrane transport. The transcript has 4 exons. Gene Ontology annotation, cellular component: proton-transporting two-sector ATPase complex, catalytic domain. The record is from RefSeq and is a predicted model, not a curated record. Bases 43 to 726 code for a protein of 227 amino acids.